Messenger RNA from Umbelopsis ramanniana AG, 1015 nucleotides. RefSeq lists its product as uncharacterized. Gene Ontology annotation, molecular function: methyltransferase activity; nucleic acid binding. The record is from RefSeq and is a predicted model, not a curated record. Lineage: Eukaryota; Fungi; Mucoromycota; Umbelopsidomycetes; Umbelopsidales; Umbelopsidaceae. Bases 22 to 822 code for a protein of 266 amino acids. The transcript is spliced from 5 exons. Gene Ontology annotation, cellular component: RNA N6-methyladenosine methyltransferase complex.
UUUCUUUCAUUCUUUUUCAUAAUGUCCUCACGCGAGGAUACACCAAUAUCAGUCGAUGCUGAUGACUUUGCCCUUGACAAUGUCACAGAUUCUAGUCUGAAGGCUUUGUUACAAGAAGAGACCAAAUUGAAGGCCCAGCUAGAUGCCCUCACCACCGAAAUUGCCAAACUUGAAUCUCAAAUCAAUCCAGCGCCUAAAGAAGAAGACGAUGAAGAGAUUGAUAUGGAAGAGUUCGAGGCACCACAAUGGUGCGUGCCCAUAAAAGCCAACGUCAUGAACUUUGACUGGGAUGCACUGGCAGCAGAAACACAGUUCGAUGUCAUCUUGGCCGAUCCGCCAUGGCAGCUUGCCACACACGCCCCCACCCGUGGUGUAGCCAUUGCAUACCAACAACUCCCUGACGUCUGCAUUGAGGAGAUCCCUAUUCCCAAACUGUCCAAGAACGGAUUCAUCUUCAUAUGGGUCAUCAACAACAAGUAUGCAAAGGCAUUCGAGUUGAUGGAAAAAUGGGGUUACAAGUACGUCGACGAUAUAACGUGGGUCAAGCAGACCGUCAAUCGACGUAUGGCCAAGGGUCACGGAUACUAUCUGCAGCACGCUAAAGAAACCUGUCUGGUUGGCAAGAAGGGAGAAGACCCACCGGGAUGCAGGCAUUCGGUUGGAUCAGAUGUGAUCUUUUCAGAACGACGUGGUCAGAGUCAAAAACCUGAAGAGUUGUAUGAGAUGAUCGAAGAGCUUGUUCCUAAUGGCCGAUAUCUAGAGAUCUUUGGCCGAAAAAACAAUUUACGAGAUUAUUGGGUUACUGUUGGUAAUGAGUUGUAGAAGAAAUUUGGGUGGGAUGAAAUGUGUAAGAAAAAAUAAAACACUUGCAGAAAAGCUUCAUACAUAGAUCGAUGUUGGCAUUCUCUGUACGAGCAGGCAUCUGUUCUACGGCAUGGAAGCUUUCUUCCUUCCGUUUUUAGAAGCUCCAUUGUGUAGUGCACUAUCUUGUAACGUAACACUUGCACGUACCCAC